CACCACUUGGCAUGGAUAGCGGAGCAAUCACCGAUGCUCAGAUAAGUACCUCUUUAGAGUUGGAUGAUAAUCAUGCAGCCAGGCAAGGAAGGUUGCAUUAUAAGAAUGUUUUUGGCACCUCCGGUAGUUGGACAUCACCUAAAAAUGAUUUAAACCAAUGGUUUCAAGUGGAUCUUGGUCAAUAUACUACAGUAACUGGUAUAGCGACCCAAGGCAGACCUAAUCCACAGUUAGACCAGUACGUGACAGCAUAUAAGUUACAAUAUAGUGACGAUGGAGUAUCUUUUCAGUUUUACAAGGAGGCGCCACUCGAAGCUGAGAAGGUCUUCCGUGGAAAUAAAGACAGAGAGACCGUCGUCUAUAACGAAAUACGCCAGCCAAUCAGAGCACGCUAUAUACGAAUUAGACCAGUGAGUUGGAACCAACCGAUAUCCAUAAGGGUUGAGAUCUAUGGCUGUCCAGGCUGUGUUACCCCCCUCGGCAUGGAAAGUAAAUCAAUCUCUGAUGCACAAAUAUCUGCCUCCUCACAACUGGAUGAUGAUCAUGCUCCAAAGCAGGCUAGGUUGCACAUUCAAGCAGCCAUUAAGGGUAAAAGUAGGGGGUGGUCUGCUCGCAAGAACGAUCUUUAUCAAUGGUUUCAGGUGGACCUUGGAAGUAAAACAAUUGUGACGCGUGUAGCAACACAAGGGAUAGAUGGACUGGAUGAGUGGGUGACCAAAUACAGAAUACAAUUUGGCUAUUCUGGGAUCAACUUCCAAUUUUACAAGAAAGCAGAACAUAGUUCUGCACAGGUUUUCGACGGAAAUCAAGACAGUACAACAGUUGUAGUUAACAAACUGACCGACGUAACCAGAGCGCGUUUCAUCCGGCCAUUGCCGAUAGAGUGGCACAAACACAUAUCAAUGAGAAUUGAGAUUUACGGAUGCCCAGACUGCAUCGCACCUCUUGGUAUGGAAAGCGGAAAUAUCGCUGUUUCUAAAAUAACCGCAUCCUCGAUUUUGGAUGACAAAAGCCCACCAAGCCAGUCCAGGUUAAAUUAUAAGGCGGACGGUGACUUUGGGGGAGGUUGGUCAGCUCACACAAAUAAUGCUAGCCAAUUUCUUCAAGUGGACCUUGGUGCUUACACACGUGUGACACGUGUGGCCACUCAAGGAAGGAACGGAUACGAUCAGUGGGCGACCAAAUAUAAGGUGGAGUACGGUGAGGAUGGCCAAAGCUUCCGGGUGUACAAACUAUCAAAUACCAGCGUAGCCAGGGUGUUUACUGGAAAUCAAAACAGCGAUGCAGUGGUUUACAACAGUCUGACGCCACCAAUCACAACAAGGUUUAUACGACUGAUACCACUGGAGUGGCAUAAUCAUAUCUCAAUGAGGAUUGAGGUCUUUGGCUGUCCAGGAUGCGCUGCAGCACUUGGUAUGGAGAAUAAAGAAAUACCUGAUGCCAACAUAAUUGUAUCUUCACAACUGGACGGGGACCAUGGCGCAAAGAAAGCAAGGUUAAACUGGAAAGUAGGCGGGGUCAAGGGAGGGGGAUGGUCAGCGUUGAACAAUAACUUUAAUCAGUGGCUUCAAGUAAAUAUCGGUUAUAACUCCCAAGUGACAGGUGUUGCGACACAGGGGAUGAAUGGGAACGACCAGUGGGUGUCCAGAUACUGGAUACAAUAUAGCAGUGAUGGAGUGACAUUUGAAUUUUACAAUUCAACGGAAGACAGUUCAGCAAAGGUAUUCUAUGGAAAUAAGAACAGUGACACGGUUGUACACAACAGUUUGAGUCCACCGAUAAUAGCACGUUACAUUCGCCUGAUUCCUGUUGAGUGGCAUAACCAUAUAUCGAUGAGGGCGGAAAUCUACGGCUGCCCAGUGGUUACCGACUCGCCAACUGUGCCAGCACCAGAAACGACCACAGAAGCUAGCACCGUCAGAGGAGCGGGAACACCCACUGGAAAUUAAGGAAAACGAAAACCAGAAGUGGUUACCGACUCGCCAACUGUGCCAGCACCAGAAACGACCACAGAAGCUAGCACCGUCAGAGGAGCGGGAACACCCACUGGAAAUAAAGGAAAACGAAAACCAGAAGGUGUCAAUAUACUUGCUGUGGUGUUACCCGUGGUAUUAAGCAUUAUUCUAAUUGCUGCCUUGGGAGUAUUUUACUGGAAAAGGAGAGCUCAAAAGUAUGUGGACAUCAAAUCAGUCUCAUUUCAGACGGGAACCAAUGAGUUGAACUAUUCAUUAAACAGAAUAUACGAUGAUGGGGCCGGUGAGGUGGUGUACCACGAUUUUUAAGACUGAGGACUCCAGCACCGAGGAUAUGUUUUAGCCUCCCACUGUUUUAAAGGACGCUAAAGAAAAAAGAAGAAAGGAUAAUUAAGUGUAAAUAUCCUCUAAGGAUUCUAAUCAUUUUCCCUAUUAAUAAUCAAAGUAAAGAACAUCAAGCGAAAGUAACAUAUACGGUUUUUUUAUUAGCUAGAAGAUGAUAAGUAAGUGAACCCAUUUUUCUUUGUGUAAAUGUGAACAGAUGGUCUAUUUGAGUUCGUUGCUGCCCAAACGAUGUAAGUUUAAAACGGUUGAUGUUUACUGGCUUACAGAGUGUUUUUUGCUUGACUGUCGUAAACACAGAACCAAAGUUAUCCGAUAACUUUGGCAACAGCCAAUCAGAAGAUAAAAAAAAUACGCUUAAUAACUAAGGAGAAACCAGAGUAAAACCAACCUUACUUCCUAAAGCGCGGGAAAACGCGGGUGACCAACUCGUGAUUAGCUUAAGUUUUACAUCUGAUUGGUUGGGAGAGUAGCGCGAGGUUUUGGACCAAUCAUAGAACGGAGCAGAGCAAAACUAAUGGACACCCCGGAUUAUUUUUGAGGCCCCAUUGGAAAUUGCUCCAAUCUGAAAACCUCACCAACAACAACUCGUUGUUUAACUGAAACAUAUAGCUCGCGAACUUUUUAGUCUAUUGGAUGAGUAUCAUAAUAUGAUUGUCCUGAUUAAAUUGUUUACUCAAGUUUGAGCCACCUCUAUCGUCAACAGUCCUUCUCAAAAUUACCCUCACGCGGACGUUCGGACCUUUACCCCCUGUUCAAACCAUUUACUGUAUUAUCGCUCUUUUGGUUUGACAUUCUAUUCUGCAAGGGACCUCAUCGCCCUCCAUAUGUCUCGAAAAGUGGACUAAGGUUUCAUAGAAAGUUAAACUGGACAUUUUCUUUACGUCGGUAAGCUUUUUUUAAAGGUUCGCGUAUGCUUGAUAUUCAUAGAUCAAAGCUCUACUUAAAAAAUCAUAGAACAGCUGGUGUAUUUUUUUUUUCUCAGUGUACUGCUGAAGCUAAUAGCUCAGAAAGUAAUUGCACUUAAUAAUGAUAAUGUAAUAUUGGGAACAGUAUGUGUAAAGAAAAAAAACCGAGCCAAUGUGAUCAUUCAGUGGUUGGAUUUUCAUUUUGAGAUGAUGUUUCUUUUUUUAUCUUUCUUAGCAAUUAUUUCGUCAUCGUUUUCGUUAUGAACCGAUAGACCUCUCAUGAUGUUGCAUGUUUAUCACCCUCUCCCAGGAAAAAGCGCCAAAUUUCAUGACCGUCAAUCCUUUCUGUUUGUAUGUAUGUAUGUAUGAUAUCAUGAUCUUAGAUAUGCCACAAGACAAACAGUUCAGGUGAAACUAAAAAAGAAGCUAGCGUGAAACUUUGGCAGCUUUCAAAUGGAGAAAAAUAGUGAAUUCCCUUGUAAUAACAUGUGUUGCUCUGAGUUAUCAGUUUGCAGGAAAGCUUUAGUACAAAAAAGUAUGGCAAAUUGGAAGUUUGAUACAAUUAAUAGCAAUAUUCUGAGUAUGCUGUAAUUUAAAUUUCAUGUUUUCAUAAAGAAAGCAGCCACGAUUUUAAUAUUAAGUGUGUAUAAGUUACACGCAUUUAGAGAUACGUUCAGAGUGUUCUAAUUUACAGUAUAAAUCUACGCCAUUUUUUCUGGUCGCAGGAUAAAAAGGAUAAUAUUAGAAAUUCGUCCAUUUAAAUUAAACAAACAGAUGAUGGUUUGCUUUCCCAAAUAACCGCUUAAAGCUAGAACUGCGUGACAGGUGUAGCCGAGAGAAGCUUUCACAGUCGCAGAAUUGAAAAGGCAUUGAAGACAAAAAUACGGCCGUGCCCAAAGAUUUUUUAAUGCUUUUCAGAGAUUAAAUGAGGGACUAGAAAGGGACAUUCAAAUUAGUGUUGUAGCUUUCUGGCAAAGGGAGGUAUUUGACCUCAAAGUUAUCAAAUAAAUGAGUGAAUCGAAAAGUUUGCAAAAACACUAAUUUUUCACCUCUGUCGAUUGAUAAGCUGUCCAUAAAAUCGAUUGAAACUUGUAUCGUACAUUUAUUAAGGAUAUACCAAUAUGUCUGCAAACCGUCGCAGUAAUUUGUACCGUAAAGAGUUAAAAAGCUGACGUUUCGAGCAUCAGCCGUUUAUCAGAGCG
This is a messenger RNA of Stylophora pistillata, 4425 nucleotides long. RefSeq lists its product as uncharacterized. NCBI's taxonomy places the organism in Eukaryota, Metazoa, Cnidaria, Anthozoa, Scleractinia, Pocilloporidae. The record is from RefSeq and is a predicted model, not a curated record.